Messenger RNA from Papilio polytes (common Mormon), 1390 nucleotides. RefSeq lists its product as uncharacterized. The record is from RefSeq and is a predicted model, not a curated record. NCBI's taxonomy places the organism in Eukaryota, Metazoa, Arthropoda, Insecta, Lepidoptera, Papilionidae. The coding region runs from base 153 to 1097 and encodes 314 amino acids. The transcript has 7 exons.
GGGACUGAUUGUGAGCAUACGUGACACAAAUAAAGACUGUAACUAGUGACAUGAUAUACAAUCGUCAGUUACUAGGUUCAAAGUUUAAGAAAAUUUUAAUAAUUAGUAUGAGUGUUAAUGAAUUGUGAAGUUUACGUGAUAAAUCUGAACUCAUGAGAGGAAUUUGUCUGUUCGUCUUCGUGUUUCACUGUUCGCUCGAUGGCGGCGUGUGGUCGCUGCGCAACCUGUCUAUCAGCGUACCACGCGCGGUGCUGUCGGGCGAAGGUCGGGCGGCACUCCUGCGCUGUUCCUAUGAUCUGGAGGGCGCAGCGCUAUACUCCAUCCGCUGGUACCGCGCAGAAGACGAGUUCUACCGCUACGUGCCGCGUGAGAUGCCGCCCACCAUGGUCUUCCCGCUCCCAGGAGCCUCCGUCGAUUUGGCGCAGUCGGACCACCAGCAGGUGCGCAUCGUGAAUAUGAACCGGCGGCUGAGCGGUGACUACCAGUGCGAGGUGUCCGCGGACGCGCCGCUCUUCCAUACCGACAUACGCUCCGCGCCGCUCACUGUAGUCGACCCGCCGUUCCGAGCGCCUCGACUUCUGGUGUCGCGGCUGAGUUACGCACGCAACGACCUGCUGCAGGCCAACUGCUCCGUCGACGAGGCCUACCCCGCGCCCAACAUCACCUGGACCAUCGAUGGCCAUAAGAUAGCUGAGACAAUCUCGUGGCAGUCGCCGGAGCAGGACUUCAAGGAGCGCGGCGCGUUCAGUCAGCUGGAAGUGAGCGUCGUGGAGAGCUUGCAGUACGGCGGCGAGCGGGCGCGGCACGCGGGGCACUCGGGGGAUGGGGAGCAUUUCGCAUACCGCGCAGACAACGAGCCCGAGAAGCGAGAAGUCCUAAGAUACACUCUGUCGGCGCCGGCGAGCGGUCAGUUCGCGCUGGGCUGCGUGGCCACCAUCUACGACGUAUACGCGCGCGGCAGCGAACAGGCGCACGUCAGAGAGGACAGCCCGCGCCCUGCCUCCGUCACCGGGGAGGACUCCUCUGGUAUCCAGACGCUAUGCAGUUUCGUGCUGACGUGUGUUUGUGCGUGCGUUGCGCUGCUGAGGGGGUUAUGACCCCCCGAGCCCUCGCCCGCCGCCCCGCGCCGGCGCGCCCUCUAACGCGCUCAAACUGAAUGUUGUGAUAGAUAAUAAUAGUUGGUGAUGUAAAGACGCGCUCGCGGAGCAGCGGCCGCUCUGCACUCGGUACAUCUAUGUAUUUAUGUACGUGUCAAUUCCGAGUAGAUGUUGACUCGCUGGUCGCAGGCCGCAGGUCGCGGGACGUCGGCGUCGCGUCAACUAGUCGUAUAAGAUACACUUAUUAAAUGUUGCAGAUUGCUAUAUGUAAAUAAAGUCGUGAGUUAUCAAAA